UUAAAACAUUCACGUUGUGUCAGGAGGGUGCGUGUGUCAUGCAGUUCCUGCAGCAGCGCAAACAUGACUGGUUCCACCAGGGCAGCGAUCAGCAAGAAGCCCACCCCUCACCCUGCGGGCACAGCAGCACUCAGCAGCACCAGGCCCCACUCCCCCUAAUUGUGUUUCUGCUGCAGGGACAGGCCCUGAGCACUGGCAUUCUCUGCUUCCAGUGCCCUUGCUGCAGAAACAAGGAACAUUUCUGCUGAGACACACUCAACAUGGGGAUGUGAACCCCACUUGGGUUGGUGUCCUUCUGCUGGCUCUUGAAAUGUGAGGGCGCAAGAGCUGUGCCCGCCCAGGGACUGCUCUGGCAGGCCUGGCCCCUUGCUGUCCAUCAGCAUUGGGCCGCUACGGAAGAGCAAGGCUGUCCUAGGGUGGAUCCAGGGCUGCAGCCUUGCCCAAAGGACAGCUCCACUCCUGCCUCUGGCACGGGGAGCACUGCCAGCAGGUGGAGGGAAGCAAUCCUUCCCCCUGCAGCAUGGCCAGCACCCAGCUCCUCAGUCUGCGCAGAGCCAACGCCUUCCUGCUUGGGUGCCAAGGGCCCUCAUCUUCACUCCCUGGGCAGUGGCGACUCAGUCACAGUGGGUGGCAGGGAGCGGCCACUGUGACCCAUGGGGCUGCAAGCAGAACAAAGGCUGCCAAGCUCAGGCCCUGCAUCAGUGCGACCUGGUGAGGUGCGGAGAGGGCAGGGAGGAAGGGGCUGCCUGAGGCUGACAGCAGAAGGAGGGCUCCCACCCCUUGGGACUCUGAGCUGUGAACUCACCCUUGUCCUACUUCUCCCUCAGAGUUGGCAGAGGAGUGUGCAGAGGAGAAAGCUCAGCGCUGCCGGAGCAGGAACUCUGCAAGUGCUCGCUGUUGACGUGCACCAUGUGCUCAAGGAGGUGGGAGGCUCCCAGCUGGAGGGAGCCAGUAUGCAUGCUGUGCGGCCAGACAGAUGCGGAUCCAGACAUCUGUGGACCCAAGCAUGUGGACUUUGGGAUGUGUGCCCAUGCAUUUUGUAUGGCAUUUUCCCCGGGCCUUUUUCAGCAAGCAAGAAUAGUGAAUAGAACUGCAGAGGUGUGCCCUGAAGACGUCAGACGCAUAAUCCAGGAGGCAGAGCAGAAGCACUGCUUCAUUUGUGGUGAAGUGGGGGCCACUAUCACCUGUGCAGAGACGGGCUGUGAAUAUGGUUUCCAUCUGCCCUGCACCCAGGAGGGUGAAUGUGUCACCCAGUACUAUGGAGAGUACAGUUCAUUCUGCCAGAAGCACAGCCCUAAGCAGGCAGUGGAGGCAGCUCCAGUGCAGAAUACCAACUGCAUCAUCUGCAUGGAGCCUGUGGGGGACAAGAAGUCCUACCACACCCUGGUGUGCCCAGCCUGCAAACAUGCCUGGUUCCACCGGGCCUGCAUCCAGGGACAGGCCAUCCGAGCAGGCAUUGACUGCUUUCAGUGCCCCCUCUGCAGAGAUACAGAUGUCUUUCUAUCCGACAUGCUCAUUAUGGGGAUCCGAAUCCCACUCAGUGGACCAACAUGGGAGGACGGCAAUGCAUACGCUUCGCUGGGAGAGAGGCACAGGCGCUGCGAUGCCAGCGAGUGCCUUUACUCACAAGGCAGGGAGCAGGCAGAGGAAGAGGGGCCCUGGGAGCUGCUCCUGUGCAGCUCCUGUGCUGCAGAAGGCACUCACCGGCACUGCUCCUACUUGAGCAACAACACAGACACUUGGGAGUGCAAAGCCUGUGCUGGCAUGGGUGCUGCCUCCAGUGUCAACUCAGAGCUCGCCGGCCCCAGCACCACCAGGCACAAUGGACUGGUGCCAUCCCACAGCUCCACAGUGCCUGAGAGCAACAGCUCCAGCACCACCAGCCAGGCAGCAUCAGGGCCUGUUUACAGUUCCCAGGUGCCUGAGAGCGGCAGCCAGUCCAGUUAGCCUGGGACAGGCCGAAGGAGUGAAGAUACCUAUCAUCUCCGAGGUUGCCGUGGGAGCAGCCAUGCUGUGGCUCCAUGGGGUGCUGCUGAGAGAUGCACCCCAACAUCUGCCAGUCAGGGAGCAUCAAGGUCCUCAAGGGCUUCCCUGGCAGUUGGCAGCCGCGGGUCCAGACUGGGAGAGCGGACUCGGAUACGAAGCCGCUCCCCAAGACAGUCUCAGGCCCCAGGUUCCCACAGCCAUCCCCGAAGGCGCUGUGGGAGGAGCCAUGCACCAGCUCUGAGAGCUGAGAGUGGCUCCCAACGCUACACUAGAAGGGGAGCACUGGGGUCUUCAAGGGAUUCCCCACCGGCUGAUGGAAGAAGCCGGCCCAGGCAGUGAGUGCAGGUCCAGAUGUGAAGCCACUGCUCUGUGGAACAUCGGCCUGUAGAAUCCCAGAGCCAGCCCUAAAGACACCACAGGAGCCAGUCCAGGUGCAAAGCCGCUCCUGGGUACAUCAGGCUCAAAAUCCCCACAGCUGACCCCAAGGAUGCCGCAGGAGUAGCCGUAUGCGAGCACCACGUGCUGGCUCUGGUCCUCAGAGGCCAGCACAAUAAAACUUGGAGAUCCCAUAGACAUUGGUCAGUUUCACUCUUCUCUGCCUUUCCCAAGGUGGGCUGUGUUAGUGGCUGGAACCACGGGGUUGUCUUCUCCCUAGCACGUAUCCCCCCCAUACCUUCCUUCCUGUGGCUGGGUCUAGGCAGAGCUGGGUUCCGGCCCUGACUUCAUUAGGGCUCAACAUCACCAAUCCCCACAGGCCAAGGCUGUGCUAGCAGGGGCAGCCCUGUCCUGGGGGUGCUUCUGGCCUUGGGGCUGUCACUGCGUUCAGGGCCAGGGCCUGCCUGGGCUUUCCUCCUGCAUUUCUGCAGUGCCGGCAGGUCUGA
Molecule: messenger RNA, 2867 nt
Organism: Numida meleagris (helmeted guineafowl)
Lineage: Eukaryota; Metazoa; Chordata; Aves; Galliformes; Numididae
Product: PHD finger protein 7-like
Exons: 9
Coding region: 910-1947 (345 amino acids)
Cellular component (GO): nucleus
Source: RefSeq, a predicted model, not a curated record